AUGGAAGAGGAGGUCGAGGGGUCGAAGAAAAAAGGACUGAGUGCUGAAGAAAAGAGAGCCCGGAUGAUGGAAAUCUUUUUUGAGACAAAAGAUGUAUUCCAGUUAAAAGACAUGGAGAAGAUCGCUCCGAAAGAGAAGGGCAUCACGGCCAUGUCCGUGAAGGAAGUCCUUCAGAGCCUGGUCGAUGACGGCAUGGUUGACUGCGAGAGGAUCGGGACUUCCAAUUACUACUGGGCUUUCCCGAGCAAGGCUCUGCAUGCCAGGAAACGUAAACUGGAGCUUCUGGAAUCACAGUUUUCUGAAGGAAGCCAAAAACACGAACACCUACAGAAGAGCAUUGAUAAAGCUAAAAUCGGCCGCCAUGAGACGGUGUCACGCUAGCUAAAGAGCUUUCCUCACUGCGGAGCCAAAGGGAACAGCUAAAGGCAGAAGUGGAAAAAUACAAAGAAUGCGACCCGCAAGUUGUGGAAGAAAUCCGUCAAGCAAAUAAAGUAGCCAAAGAAGCUGCUAACAGAUGGACUGAUAACAUAUUUUCCAUAAAAUCUUGGGCCAAAAGAAAAUUCGGGCUUGAAGAAAAUAAAAUUGAUAAAAAUUUUGGCAUUCCAGAAGACUUCGACUACAUAGACUAAAACUUCGGCGGCCGUGAAGAACCCACGAGCUUGUGCACAUGUGCGUUUGCAAUAUUAGCCAGCUAGUUCUCUGAAUUCUCACUCACCUUGUGUUCAUCAUUUUAUUAAUUUUAAUAAAGUAAGAAAUUGUCCUUUGUGGUCAAUCAAAAGCAGGAUGGCAGCCGUCUUCGUCCCCUCGUGUCGCUGUAACGGUACCACAGGUGACUCGCUUAUCAAGGACAGGUUUGUUCUUAGAGUUCUGAAAACCAGGAAGGCCAAGGGCAGGGGCCCCGCAUGUGGCGAGGGCCUUCCCGCUGCAUCACGUCGUGGGCGAAGAGGGAAGAUGAGAGGGGGUAGAAACCACCCCCGCGGUAACGGCCCGACCACCUCUCCACGCUGGCGUUGGGGAUGAAGUGUCCACCCGUGAACUUCGGGGGACACAGUCAAACCACCGCAGCAACGAGCUUCCCAAAGCGCUCGUCCGACUAGGUCGGUAUAAGUGAAGUCAGCCACCUCGGUCAAGCUGCAAGCCAUGACUUCAUAACGUUUUUCAGUUUUAUUCAGAUACUAAGUGCCAAGAAUGUGUUUGAAAGCUCUGUCAUACACAUACACACGUGUUCCGGACCCAGUGGCUUAAAAC
This is a messenger RNA of Tupaia belangeri chinensis (Chinese tree shrew), 1248 nucleotides long. It is a transcript of the gene MND1, whose product is annotated as meiotic nuclear divisions 1. The record is from RefSeq and is a predicted model, not a curated record. Gene Ontology annotation, biological process: reciprocal meiotic recombination. Gene Ontology annotation, molecular function: double-stranded DNA binding. Gene Ontology annotation, cellular component: nucleus. NCBI's taxonomy places the organism in Eukaryota, Metazoa, Chordata, Mammalia, Scandentia, Tupaiidae.